Molecule: messenger RNA, 4423 nt
Organism: Trichomycterus rosablanca
Lineage: Eukaryota; Metazoa; Chordata; Actinopteri; Siluriformes; Trichomycteridae
Gene: ttc39a
Product: tetratricopeptide repeat domain 39A
Exons: 18
Coding region: 95-1726 (543 amino acids)
Molecular function (GO): protein binding
Source: RefSeq, a predicted model, not a curated record
UUUGGAGUUGCAGGACAAUGAAGAUGACCUCAGUGAUGCUGGAACACCGUUACCCUCAGAGAAACCUGACUUGGUGGCUGAUUUGGAGGACUGCAUGGCAGCAUUGGACUUGUUUCUACAAAAUGACUUUGAAAAGUCCCUGUCCAGACUCAGCAGCAGGACUAAAGACAGCAUGUAUCAUGCGCUCACAUAUGCCACCAUUCUUGAAAUGCAGGCAAUGAUGACCUUUGAUGCUGAGAAGAUCCUGUCAGCUGGAAACACUAUGAAAGAUGCUCAGGCUGUGUGUCAGCGGUACCGCAGGAAGUCCACCUUUAAUAGUAAGAGCUUUACGGAAGUUGAGCUACAUGCUGAAGUGUGCUAUGCUGAAUGUCUCCUGCAGAGGGCAGCACUGACUUUCCUACAGGAUGAAAAUAUGAUCAGCUUUAUCAAGGGAGGAAUAAAAGUGAGAAACAGUUAUCAGAUAUACAAGGAGCUCCAUUCAGUUCUAAGUUCCCCCAGUUAUGUUCAGGGUAAAAGUCAUGGCCACUUUGAGGGAGGAGUGAAGCUUGGAGUGGGAUCAUUUAAUCUGAUGCUUUCCUUGUUGCCCACCAGAACCCUAAAGCUGCUAGAGUUUGUGGGUUUCUCUGGUAAUAAGGAGUUUGGUCUGCAGCAGCUGCAGGAAGGUUCAGCUGAGCACACAUUCAGGUCUUUCCUGUGUAACAUGCUGCUGCUCUGCUACCACACAUUCAUGACCUUUAUUCUGGGCACUGGAGAAGUAGAUGUGGAGGAUGCAGAGAAACUACUGCAGCCGUAUCUGAAACAGUAUCCUAAGGGAUCCAUUUUCUUGUUCUUUGCUGGUCGAAUAGAAGAAAUCAACGGCAAUCUGGAUGCUGCAAUUAAGCACUUUGAGGAGUGCUGUGAGGCCCAGCAGGACUGGAAGGAGUUUCAUCACAUGUGCUACUGGGAGCUGAUGUGGUGUUUCACAUAUAAGCAGCACUGGAAGAUGGCCUACUUUUACGCAGAUCUACUUAGCAAAGAGAAUGCAUGGUCUAAGGCCAUGUACACUUAUAUGAAAGCUGCCUACCUCAGCAUGAUGAGUGCAGAGGAAUGCCAGGCAUUUGGCGAAAGUGAGGUGGCAUUGUUCAGGGAAGUACCUGGACAAAAGCAGAAAAUAGCUGGGAAGUCUCUACCCACUGAAAAGUUUGCUAUCCGCAAGGCUCGCCGCUACAAUGCAGAGAAUUCCAUCCCUUUACCUGCACCUCCACUGGAGAUGAUGUAUAUCUGGAAUGGCUACACAGUGAUCGGGAAGCACAAAGAUUUGACAGAGGGCAUGCUGAAGACGCUGGUCGAGGCUCAGGAGAAACUUGAACAGCACCCAAGGACAGAGUAUUCUAUAGAUGACCAGUGUGUGAUAGGUCUGCUGAAGGGUGUGUGUCUUAAGCAGUUGGGCUACACGGAAGAAGCAGAGCACUACUUUACACUCGUCCACUGCAAUGAGAUUCAGAUUAAAUAUGACCACUACCUUGUACCAAAUGCUCUACUGGAACAUGGACUGCUGUGUCUGGAACAGGGCAGGAGAGAAGAUGCCUUAAAAUUACUGAUGAUGGCCAAGCAAAACUACAAGAACUACUCCAUGGAGUCACGGACACAUUUCCGGAUCCAGGCGGCGCUGCAAAAAGCAAAAGCAACAGAGGAAAACGGGGAGCCCUGCUCACCCUGCUCGCCCUGCUCACCCUCUAGCCCCUGAAAGCAAUGUUUAAAGCAAGGGGUUGAGAAGUUACUAGGUCAGUGCAUGCCAUCAUUGGGCCUACACAGCUGAAAGGGACCGCACAAUGGCAGAGAACCAAACAUUAGAUGCAGAAAUCUUUAAAGACAAAAGCUUUUCCAUAUAUUAGAAAUAUUCAUACAAUACAAUACUGGUGCAUGCACAAAUGUAAGAAGACGACAGUUCAGCUCGGAGUAAGAGCCAAUUACAUUGUGCUAUCCCAGAAAUAUACACCAGGUCAUAUUAUAUAUUAUUUAACUUAUUCAGAAAUCUAUAUGUUUCCAUGUUGAUUUCUAUUAAUAGCCAGUCCUUUUUUUUAAAAUAAUAAUAAUUUAUUUUAACAAGACUGAACAGAUUAAAUGUAGCCAGGGUUGGUUAAUAACAUAGUACCAGUAUUUAGAAUUAAUGCGACAGCAGUCUGUAGCUCGGCUCUACAUGCUGAGAUAAAAGGUGAGAAUUUAUAAGCCAUCUUAAGAUAUGUAUUUUUUCAUUCCAUGUAACAACCUAAUGCCAUCUGCAACAUUUUUUGUGUAAACACACCCAUCACCUCAUUGAAAUCUGGCCUACUUCAGUCUUUUCAUAUUUGUUCCUGUUGCAAAAAUGGGUUUAGUAAUGUAGCUUUAUAUUUAGGGGGGAACAUAUGGGUCUAAGUUAAUUGAUAUGGUGGUACUGUUCACCAGUAACAUUGAGGAAUAGCGUAAUGUAGGUGUUUCUUCUCAAAAUAUGUUCUUAAUGUACUCUAAAAAGUUUACUUUAUUUAUUACUGAAUACAUUUAGUACUGUAUACAGUAUGUUCUCAAAUUUCACCCUAGAGUUUAAACUAACACAAUUAUAUAAUUGUCCUCUCACAGUGCAAAGUACUUCAGCUUUAAUAAUUGCACAAUCUGUUAAUUAUGUAAUCUUCAUUAUGUGUUCCCCGAUUAGAAUUAGUAUAAACCAAGACAAAUAUCUAAUUGUUCUGAAAAUUAACACCACCCAACUUUAAUAUUUGUUUUGUUUUGACUAAACCUGGUUUGCUCUACUCCUGGAUGCUUAUUGACUUCUAAACUAAAGUUUUAGGUUUUACCUUAUUAUUUGGUUUCUGGGCUAAUUAUCAAGCUUUAAUAAGCUAGAUUAAUUGUUUUGGAUGUAGGGAAAACAUUAAACUUUGCAAAAGCAGACAGCCUCCAGGACUGUAGCCAAAAAUUUCUGGGCUAGACCUCAAUCAUGCGUUAUAAAUGAUUUAAAUGUAGUAUUAGAUAUCUGUGGGUUUAUUGAUUGUUUCUUAUGUCUAGUAUCUGUUCUCUGUCUCAUUGUUAGGGGACAGCUAAAUGUGUCUUUUAAAAAGGCAGUCUCCAUUAUGUGGACUUGAUUCUGAUAGUACUUAGGCACUAUCAAACAAGUCUUUUAGAUUAGAGGACAGAAGCCAAGGCUGUCUGUCCUAACCAUGGCAAGGAAUGCAAUAAAAACCAAUUUAGCCUUACAUUAGUGUUGUGAAAAAGUAAUUGCCCCCUAUACUGAAUGGCUUUGUUAUUGCAUGUCUCACUGAAUGGUCAUUAAAUGAAAUUACACAGGUGCUCAGGUGUCACCAUGGUUUACUGAGCUGUCGGCCAGCCAGGCACCCACUAUUUGAGCCUGCUGCAACAAUGACCAAGGUAAUGCAGUUGAUUGAAUGAAAUGAAAAAUGAUAUUAAACAAGGGGCACACAUUAUGCAAAACAUUGCAAUUUUCAUGACACUGUAAAAACAGUUGUUUUUUUUUAAUUGAAUUGAAAUAUUUAUGUUGAUUAUUGAAAAAUACUAUAUAAGGCAAGUGCAUUUUAGAUAUGUUUUGUUGAGCAAACUGAGUUAGCAUUAAAUCUUAUUACAAAAAGUAUUUUAACAUUUCUGUUUAUAUUAUUACAUUGGUGACUAUGUUAUUGUAUCUCCUAGAACAAAGCUUACACUUUAUUACCUACUAUAUACAAACUUCCAGAGUCAAAACUAAGAGAAAGAACUCAUUUAAACUUACUGUUGAAGUUCUACAGUAUUUUUGUUAUGUUUGAGUCCUUAUGUUUUGCAACUUGUUUUUAAUUUAGAUGUUGUAUUGGGUUACAAUGAGGAGAAUGAAGACAGAAUAUUAAUUUUGAUAUGAAUGACUUUUGUUGCUGUACAGCCAUCAAACUGAAAAGCAUAUAGUGGAUAUAAAAAGCUUACACACCUCCAGGUUUUUGUGAUGUAAAAAAAUCAGACCAGGAUCAUUCACAUUUAAUUCUACCUUAAGGUGACCUAUAAUCUGUGUAAUUCAGUUGAAAAACAAACUGAAAUUAGAGGGGUAAAAAUAAUAAUAAUAAUGUGGUUGCAUAAGUGUGCACACCCUAUUUUAAUUUAAUAUAUUGAGAUUUCAGGUUGUUUUUUAGUUGAAUUGUACAGAUAUGUAACAUUAAAUGUGGAUUUAAUCUAUUUUUUUUACAUCACAUAAACCUGUUGUUGUAACAGGGGUGUGUAGAAUUUGUAGAUCCACCGUAUAUCCACUCGAUUUCCUCAAAGGUGGUGGACCACAAAUCUAAUGUACAAUGUAACAGAUUUUCUAGACAGUGGGUGUUAAGCCAGUAAGCUGUAUGUAUUAUAUGACUACUGCAGAAAUCAGCAUUCCUAAGAAAACAAGACACAAAAAGAAUGUUUGUUUUGUAAUUCAAGAUUAAAAGACUUCAUUACCUUC